AUGAUUCAAAUCAGAUUUCUGCUUCUGAUAAGCGUCGUCUCUCUUUCGACUGGAUGGUUCGUGAACCAGUGUAAAGGAGUGAAAUGUGGGCCGUGGGAGUAUUGCAAUCCGUGCGGCGUUUGCGAAUGUGAUCUCGGCUUCUUUCGCAACACCACCGGACAGUGUGUCACCCUAUGGCGAUGCACGAUGAAGAAGCCACAAACCACUACGACAAUGACGACCAAGGGUUCGACCACCACCACCACCACUACAGCCGCGGCUUCGGGA
Molecule: messenger RNA, 267 nt
Organism: Mesorhabditis belari
Lineage: Eukaryota; Metazoa; Nematoda; Chromadorea; Rhabditida; Rhabditidae
Source: the annotation of a GenBank genome assembly